This is a messenger RNA of Dictyostelium purpureum, 198 nucleotides long. RefSeq lists its product as uncharacterized. Bases 1 to 198 code for a protein of 65 amino acids. The record is from RefSeq and is a predicted model, not a curated record. The transcript has a single exon. NCBI's taxonomy places the organism in Eukaryota, Evosea, Eumycetozoa, Dictyosteliales, Dictyosteliaceae.
AUGACAGUUAUGCACAAUUUCAGUACAACCACUUCAUCUCAACACGAUUAUCAAGAAAAACAAGUACAAAAAGUACAGCAAAUUCAAAAACAGGUACAAUCAGUCCAAAAACCGGUACAACCAACUCAAAAACAGGUAGAUCAACCUGACAAAUUGGGUCAUCAUCAACAACAAAACAACACAAACAAAUCACAUUAG